AAUGGACAUGGCCUACAAAUAGUGAAAAAAUUGAAUUUAUUGCUGCAAGAGCACUACCAGAAAUAGGAAAUUGGAAGGAAUGUAACAGUUUUACUAGUGGUUGGGCUUUGAAAGAAAAUGAAAGAAAAACCAAGCGUCAACAUGUAAUAAGAAUGACUACUCAUAUCAAAAAGUUAUUAGAAAUUAUGUUUCAUACAGGUACCGCUAACCUAUCACAAAAAUUAACAGCACAACAAAUGAGAGAGGAGCUAAUACAUCGUGCACAAGCUGGAGAGAUUGAAAAAGAUGAAAUCCCGAACGAAACUACAAUAAAAAAUUGGAUUAGUGGGUUUUCACAUCAUUGGAAGGAAGCUAUGGCCUUGCGGGCUUUAGAUGAAACAGAAAAUUUCAAACCUUCCUAA
Messenger RNA from Cetraspora pellucida, 401 nucleotides. Lineage: Eukaryota; Fungi; Glomeromycota; Glomeromycetes; Diversisporales; Gigasporaceae. The record is from the annotation of a GenBank genome assembly.